UGUUUCUUGACCACCUUCCCAGUCGUCACGGCUGCCAGUCAACCACUAUGCAUGUGCUGCCGGUGCUGCUUUCGCUGCUGUGUCUAACCGCAUGUGGCGAUGGAGGAAAGGUCCUGGUUUGGCCCGGCGAGUUCAGCCACUGGCUCAACAUGAAAACCAUCCUGGAUGGCCUUGUGGACAGAGGUCACACAGUCACCAUCAUCACUCACACCGCCACGCCAUCCGUCGCAACCAAUUCCUCCAAGUUCAACUUUGAGAUUUUGCCGGUUCCGUUCACUCAAGAGGACCUCAACAAACAUUUCGAUGAGGUGCUGAGAUACUGGAUGUAUGACAUGGCUGAGGACAGCUUCCUGGGGGCAGCGAUGAAGAUCAAGGAGAUAGUUGACACAGGCGCAGAGCAAAACAAAGUAGUGUGCAGGGCCUUGUUCUCGAAUAAGGGCCUGAUGGAGAAGUUGAAGCAGGAGCACUAUGAGGUUAUGCUCAUUGACCCCAUGUGGAUGUGCGGUGACCUACUGGCUCAGACACUGGAUGUGCCCUUCAUACUAACACUACGCUUCACCUUUGGCAAUGCCAUGGAGAGACAGUGUGGGCAGCUACCCACUCCCCCCUCUUAUGUGCCAGGGAUUGGUUUUGAGUAUACAGACCAGAUGGAUUUUGCACAAAGGCUGAAAAAUUUUCUGUUCUAUCUAUCUCAAGAUAUUUUGCUCCAUGUUAUGGUGAAGAUUAAGUGGGACCCAUUUUAUACUGAACUGGCAGGUAAACCAACAGAAUUAUGUGAUGUCCUUAGUAAAGCUGACAUUUGGUUGAUCCGAACCUAUUGGGAUUUCGAGUACCCCAGACCUCUUCUCCCCAAUUUCAAAUUCGUUGGAGGCCUUCACUGCAAACCUGCAAAGCCUCUUCCUGAGGACAUGGAGGAAUUUGUACAAAGUUCUGGGGAUGACGGUAUUGUGGUGUUCUCACUGGGAUCCAUGAUUAAGAACCUCACCAUGGAGAGAGCAAAUACAAUAGCUUCUGCACUUGGACAAAUACCUCAAAAGGUGGUAUGGAGGUACAGUGGUGUCAAACCAGAGACACUGGCCCCCAAUACAAGACUUUAUGACUGGCUUCCCCAAAAUGACCUUCUAGGCCAUCCCAAGACCAAAGCCUUCAUCACCCAUGGCGGCACAAACGGGCUCUAUGAGGCCAUCUACCACGGAGUGCCCAUGGUGGGCAUCCCUCUGUUCGCCGACCAGCCUGAUAAUCUGAGCCACAUGAAGACCAAAGGGGCAGCUGUCAGUCUGGAUUUCAACAAGAUGGAGAGUAAAGAUCUGGUGGAGGCCCUCAACACAGUGAUUAACGACCCAUCAUACAAGGAGAGCAUCAUGAGGCUCUCCAGGAUUCACCACGACCAGCCCAUGAAACCGCUGGACGAGGCCGUGUUCUGGAUUGAGUUUGUCAUGCGCAAUAAAGGAGCUAAGCAUCUGCGCGUACAGGCCCACAACCUCAGCUGGUACCAGUACCACUGUCUGGAUGUCUUUACAUUUCUGCUUGCCAUAGUGGGACUGGUCAUUUUUAUUGUGGUAAAAUCGUGUUGCUUUUGCUUCCGGAAGUGCUUUGGGAAAAGCCUCUCCAAAAAGAAAACGCAGUGAGGUUUUAAAAUGCAAAAUUUGCUAAUUUGUUGCUAAAAUGUUGAUUUUUUUUUAUCGCAGAAAAAUAUGCACUGUAUGUAAAUACCUCUGUGUUGGAUUGUAUCCAACAGUCUUUAAUACAAAUUAUACAGAUAAAGGGGGUGGAAGAAACUGUAUUUGUAUGUGAUCAAUUCUUAAUUUUAAGAUUAUGGACAUUUUUAGUUCAUAUACUUGUAUGAAAAUAGAUGUUUGUAGUGCUCUUCAUGGAAGCUUCUACAAGCCUGUUGAUGAAUGUGUUGAAUAAGACAUUGACCGAUAGCCAGUUGCCAGUGAAUGAUAGCUGAAUUACAUUUGUACACACAAUCAGGUCUCUAUUGCCCGUAGCUUGAUUGUUCUCUCCCUUGUACGUCGCUUUGGAUAAAAGCUUCUGCUAAAUGACUAAAUGUAAAUGUAAAUCAUGUGAUACAAAUAUGAUGUGCCUUUGAAAAAAUAGAAUAUACUUGAAAAUAAACUUGUGUGUGUA
Molecule: messenger RNA, 2130 nt
Organism: Clupea harengus (Atlantic herring)
Lineage: Eukaryota; Metazoa; Chordata; Actinopteri; Clupeiformes; Clupeidae
Product: UDP-glucuronosyltransferase 2B15-like
Exons: 6
Coding region: 48-1628 (526 amino acids)
Molecular function (GO): glucuronosyltransferase activity
Source: RefSeq, a predicted model, not a curated record